This is a messenger RNA of Chrysochloris asiatica (Cape golden mole), 1935 nucleotides long. RefSeq names its product sodium channel and clathrin linker 1 (gene SCLT1). Gene Ontology annotation, biological process: clustering of voltage-gated sodium channels; cilium assembly. The record is from RefSeq and is a predicted model, not a curated record. The transcript is spliced from 19 exons. Gene Ontology annotation, cellular component: centriole. NCBI's taxonomy places the organism in Eukaryota, Metazoa, Chordata, Mammalia, Afrosoricida, Chrysochloridae. Bases 1 to 1935 code for a protein of 644 amino acids.
AUGUUAGAACACUCAGUAGUUGAUUCAAGCUUAUUAACUCCACUUAUUACUGAAUAUGAUAAGCAUCUGGAAGAGCUAAGUGGUCAGCUGAAGUAUUAUCAGAAACAGUUGGGUGAGAUGAAACUACAACUUGAAAAUGUCAUCAGAGAAAAUGAAAGGUUACAUGGUGAAUUAAAGGAUUCUGUUGAAAAGCAAUUGGAGGCCCUUCCCUUUGACAGAGCGAUGGGAAAUGAUAUAUAUGCAGACGAUGAAACAGUCAGGAACCUUCAAGAGCAAUUACAACUAGCCAAUCAAGAAAAAACCCAAGCAGUGGAACUCUGGCAGACUGUUUCUCAGGAGUUGGAUAGACUGCAGAAACUUUACCAAGAGCAUAUGACUGAGGCCCAGAUUCAUGUAGUUGAAAGUCAAAAACAAAAGGAUCAGUUGACUAAUUUUCAACAACUAACCCAGCAACUUCAUGUUACUAAUGAGAACAUGGAAAUGACCAACCAACAAUUUCUGAAAACAGUAACUGAACAAAAUGUGGAAAUUGAGCAACUACGCAAACAACUUAGGCAAGCUAAGUUAGAUCUGAGAGUUGCAGCAGCAAAAGUGGAAGAGUUAACCAAAGUGACUGAAGAUCUUCAAGGACAGAUACAAAAGAAGGAGGAGGAUAUAGUAUCUGCCCAAGGAAAAGAGGAAGCAUCAGAUAGACGCUUACAGCAGUUACAAUCUAGUAUAAAACAAUUAGAAACAAGAUUAUGUGUGGCAAUUCAAGAAGCCAACCAAUUAAGAGCAGAGAAAACACAUCUGGAAAAACAGAGCAGAGAGUUACAAGCAAAGUGCACUGAAUUAGAAAAUGAGAAAUUUGAAGCAAUUGUAAGAGCCAGAAAUAGCAUACAACUCUUAGAAGAAGCUAAUCUUCAAAAAAAUCAGGCCCUGCUAGAAGAGAAGCAAAAAGAAGAAGAUAUAGAGAAAAUGAAAGCAACAGUUUCUCGGCUUGUACAAGAUGCUGCCAUAAGAACCAGAAAAGAAGUGGCGAACACAAGAAAACAAUAUAAUGUACAAAUUUCUCGAUUAACAGAAGAACUUUCAGCUCUUCACAUGGAGUGUGCCGAAAAACAAGGCCAACUCGAACGAGCUUUUAGGGAGAAAAAAGCAAUGGAAGAAGAGCUAGAAAAGAUAUAUCGUGAAGGCAGAGGAAAUGAAAGUGAUUACAGAAAACUGGAAGCAAUGCACCAAAGAUGUCUGGUUGCAGAGUGUUCAAAAGAUGAUCUUCAGUUAAGACUUAAGACAGCUGAAAAUAGAAUAAAACAACUAGAAAUAACUUCCUCAGAAGAAAUAUCACGUUGCCAAGAAAUGAUCCAGAAACUUCAAAAUGUGUUGGAGUCUGAGAGAGAGAACUGUGGAUUUGUCAGUGAACAGAGACUGAAACUUCAGCAAGAAAAUGAACAGUUACAGAAAGAGACUGAGGAAUUGAGAAAGAUUGCUCUGGAGGCUCAAAAGAAAGCCAAAUUAAAGAUCAGUACAAUGGAGCAUGAAUUUUCUAUAAAAGAACAUGGAUUUGAAGUUCGACUGAGAGAGAUGGAAGACAGUAAUCGAAAUUCUACUGUUGAAUUGAGGCAUCUCUUAGUGACUCAACAGAAGGCAACCAAUAGGUGGAAAGAAGAAACAAAAAAACUUACUGAAAGUACGGAAACUAGGAUCAGUAAUCUAAAGAGUGAGCUGAGUCGACAGAAACUUCAUACCCAAGAGCUGCUUUCUCAGCUGGAAAUAGCAAAUGAAAAGGUAGUUGAGAAUGAAAAGUUAAUUCUAGAGCAACAAGAAAAAGCCAACAGACUUCAAAGGCGUCUAAAUCAGGCUGAACAGAGAGCUGCUUCAGCUUCACAGCAGCUCAGUGUGAUUACAGUGCAGAGAAGAAAAGCUGCCUCCAUGAUGAAUCUGGAAAAUAUUUAA